Molecule: messenger RNA, 2973 nt
Organism: Puntigrus tetrazona (Sumatra barb)
Lineage: Eukaryota; Metazoa; Chordata; Actinopteri; Cypriniformes; Cyprinidae
Exons: 5
Coding region: 535-1338 (267 amino acids)
Source: RefSeq, a predicted model, not a curated record
CAUAUGUGUGUGUGUGUGUAUGUAUGUGUGAGUGUGUGCGUGUAUGAGUGCGAUUGGGAUUCUGUAGAGACUUUUUUUUAAAAUAUACACACUUCAGCUUCCUCGUCCAUCUAUCGUUUGGAGUAAGAUUAACAUUGAUUUAACCCAUCUGGAUUUUAAAAACGUUUUUGAUGAAGAAUGUCGCUGUCGCUGAUCAAUUCAACACAAUACAGGCAUUAAAUAGUUAUAUUUUAUUAAGUUGCCUUCAUCAGAGUAACGAAUGUUUAUACCAAGUUAUGAGACUUUUCUUAUAUUAACUUGAAACAGAUCUGUUUCCUUCUGAACGGAGAUCUGCUGUUGUGUUGGCACUGGGAACUCAUGAUCGUUGUUUAUUUGUGUUUCAGCAAGAGUUUGUUUGCAUGGAGCUGAACAUCUCUGAAUAGAGUCAUUGACUGUUCUUAGAAAGAGCUGAUCAAGAGCUUAUGUAUCAGAUAUGAACCUAUAAUCUGUAGAAGUGAUCUUAAACAAAGCUGAGAACAAUCGAGGAAAGACAGAAUGCUGAAGACCCUUACUAAAAAACUCAGAAGACACUCUCUAAACGAGAUUCAUCCUUUUCAAUUGAAGAUUUCCUACCAUGGCAGUGAGGAAGGGGGGGAGAGUGAAGACUCAGAAGGCGAAAACCAAGAACUGGCACAGAUUGACAGAGAACGCCGGAGAAACUGUGCCUUGACUCCUUUAGCUACUAGCCAGCAGCACAAUCAGGGCAUUCUUUCUCCCGCCCACUUACGUCGUCUCCGUUUACUCCUGGACCCAAUCUUAGACCAUCAUAGUUCUGAAGAGGAACUGGAGCGCAUCGCAGGAGCCACUGGGGCUGAAGGAGGUCGAAAAUGGCACAGACAUGGAGACAUGAGCAGCACCUCUAGUGACGAGGAGGUGAAGGACCUGUGUGGGCCUAAUGAAUCGUCAACUGGACCUCGCUUGAGCGCCACAUCUCCUAGCCCUAUUCUCUUCAGCUCCUCUCCUCCUCGAGCUCUUAAGCCUUCACACACCCCAGCCCGCCUUCCUGUCCGGCCCAUCAUUCUCAGCCACUUUGAACAACCUUCCAUGCCUUACUGGCGGCACCGGCCUUACACAGGGGAACCAGGUCGCCCCAGCUUGGACCUGGAGAAAAUGCAGCAGAAAAUGCUUCUAAAAAAGAAUUGUGGAGGGAAAACAAGGACUAUCAAAAUUAGGAACUUGAGUGGAGGUCGUCACGCACCCCGAUACUCCUAUGAUCCAUCCAUCUUCACUUUCCGCCCUCUGAGCAAUGCUCCGCCCUGUAGCCCCCUGCUCCCUGCUGAAGAACCUCCAUGUGCUUGAGGGAAAGAACUGGAAACUCGCUGAGACAAAACAUCACACAUUUGUGGACCAAAAAUUCCCAACUUAAAGACAAUGUAUAUUUGCAUUGCUUUUAUUUUGCAGGAUAUUAGUGUGAACAAAGGCCCUGUGAUAAGGCCUGUUGACAAAACAGGAAGUGUGAUCAGGGCCAGAAUGUAGGAGAGGAAUGAGGAGACUGCAACCUUUUGCCUUUAGCUGUCUCAUCCUCUCUAUCUCUCAGGAAACCCACUUAGAACUUAUUAUAAUGACAAGGCCAUGACCACUGCGCUAUCUAUUAAACCAGAACCAAAUGAUUUGGUCUCUCUGAUGUGUUUAUCAGGAGUGAGGAGAGAUUGGUCAGUGGUUUGCAGAUAACGUCUCAUGAUUGGGCCACAUGAUUAUGUUCAGACCAUCGGAUUUGAGAGUAAAAUGUAAGACCACAUUUUUGCAUUUGGUUUAGACAGCAAAAUGUGAUGAGACAAUCAGUUUGAUGCCAGAAUGGGCCUUAAUUCAUUUUUUAUAAAAUAUUUUUUCGGUCUAACAGUGUAAACUGGCAAGCUAACAAUAAGAUAUAAUGACAUCACAGGCCAGAUAUUCCAAGUCAUUGUUCAACUUCAGAUGCUAUGUAAGUCUGACCAUAACAAUGUAUCAGUAAUCAGAGCCGGUAAUCUGAUGUGUAUUCCAAAGUGACUAAAUCUUGACCGAAGAACGGGGUGAAAAAACAUUAUAUUAGAAUCUUUCAACAUCAUAUAUUAAACAUGCGCCUUACUAUGUAGCAUACUCAGUACUAUGUACCUAAAUACAAUGACUUUUACCAUCAAUAUGUAGUUUAUUAAAUAUUUUGACACUGUUUAAACACACCAGGGAUGGAAUCAUAAACACAGUGGCUGCAUUUAAUACUAGUGUACUGCAUACUACAAAAUACACAUUGUAUGCUGUGUACUGUUUAAAAAAUAUAUAAUGUAAAACACGAUACAUUAUAUUUACAACAAAUGUUUGAAAACCGUAUGAUGUUAAUAUUGGAAAAAUAAUUAAAAGUUAGUUUGCAUUAAUUUCUGAAACAAAAUUGUUCUGGUUGAUUAAUCACACUGAAAAUGGAAGAUAAGUCGAACAAUUUACUGUGAGAUACAGUAUUUUCCAGAAAAUGUGCAUAUUGUUCACACUAUACAAACAACAUACAACAGAAAUACUAAGAUGGGUAUGCUAGUAUGCCAUUCCAAACAUAGCCUAUGUGUUAUCCUUCUGAUGUGUAGAAAAUGAAGUACAGAAUGCAACAUGUGAUCUUAAAUAUGGACAGCAGGAAUCCUAUCCAUGCAGUAUAUUGAGGAUUUUGAUAGUGGAUGUUAUGUAUUAGCAGCAAACUUCAAUAUUUUUUACUGAAUGUAAACUGCAGUUGUAACCCAUGUAAGGGUCGAUAAGCUAGGCCAACCAGAGGGUGAACAAUAAGGACAAUUAUUCAUAGUUGUUGCUCAAGUUUCACCUAGGUGUUAAAGUGUAUCUAUGUGAAAUAAAUACAAUAUUUUUUAAAUAUAGUUAUAGGGGCAUAUAGUACAGUACAUGCUUGCAACAUGUCAAAAUUUGUCCUUUUCUGUCUCUAUGCCUCAAAUGAGUAAUGAAUGAAUAAAUAUUUCUUCCGAG